Messenger RNA from Sander lucioperca (pikeperch), 8014 nucleotides. RefSeq names its product rho GTPase-activating protein 23-like. Bases 1128 to 5966 code for a protein of 1612 amino acids. Gene Ontology annotation, molecular function: protein binding. NCBI's taxonomy places the organism in Eukaryota, Metazoa, Chordata, Actinopteri, Perciformes, Percidae. The record is from RefSeq and is a predicted model, not a curated record. The transcript has 24 exons. Gene Ontology annotation, biological process: signal transduction.
GGACUGUGUAGCAAAAGGAUGAGAGGAAUGUGACUGAGAGAGAGAGUGUGCGGGGAUGUCAGCAAAUAUACCCAAGGGGGAGAGAGAGAGAGAGAAAGGAGGAGGGAGGACUAUACUUAGACAGCAAUAAAGAUAGUCAGCCACAGCCACUGUACUAUAGAGCAUGGAGGUGGACACACUGGAUCUCGUAUCAACUUGGGAUUGGAUCCAAUUCUAAAAUCUGGUCUGACAACAAACUACCUUCUCAGCUCAACUAGUCCAGCAACAGAAUUCAAGUGGUCUGGGAUGGAUUCGCCAGAAAAAUCCAAUGUCGAGCACUAAAUUUAAGCCAAAUCGCACAGCAGCAACUCUCCACUACUUCAGUGAAAUGUGUGUGGUUUUUUUUUUCUGACAUCAGGACAAUUCUACUCUGAAAGCUUUGAAGAGGACUAGUUGACAUUUGAGAGGGCUGUCAGCUAAUGCUGCCACUGUAGUUACCCUGGGACCAAUGCUGUUUCUAAUGCCGUUUCACAUUGAAAAAGCCAGGACGCCAUUAAAGCCUAAGAAAUCCUCAUCUAGAACUGUGAACUGGACCAAAUGACAGGUGAAAGAAGAUGGGGAGAGCUUGAGAUUUAUAUGGCUGUUUUGAUCACAGAAGUUUGCCUCAAAUUUCAAAGACAAGGACUGAGUCAAACUCAGAUCGGCUAAAAAUGAUGACUAGCUCCAGACAGCAUGGUAGAAAACUGGACAAAAUAUGACAAAUGAAGUCUAAUCCAACCCAGGGUCGUCAUGGCUUGACGACCUAUGUUUGAGACCCAUGAAACCCGAUCUCAUGAGUUGCCCAAAAAAGCAUAUACACGAAUAAUGAAGCUCAAGCUAAAUCCAACUCCAGGAUUACAAAUUCACACGUUCAAGACUUGGUGCUCUGCAUCCACAGUGCUGAUUGUGACACUUGAGUGGUUGACUUAAUGUGUACAAGUGUGUUUUCCAUUGAUUAACCCUCGAUUGUUGCUCCUGGCCAUGAUGCAUCAAGCAGACAUCGUGCGGAGGUGACCGGCUAUUUCCGUUGUGGGGUCUGAAGCCUUGCGACCCCUGGUGUGUGUGUUCGCUGCACAGACAGUACAUGUGCGUAUGAAUGUGGAGGUGCUAUGCUGAGGGUGUCAGGUGUCGCACCAGCUCCGUCUGGCCACGAGUGGCGAUUUCAGUGUUCUGUUGGCGUGGACUGCAGCGACGCUGAGCCUCGCUGUAUCUGGCUGGCAGUUUUAAGGGGGGUUUCACCUCACACCUCACCCCGCCCAACCCCCAUCGCAUCACCAAGAAGGCGGGGCUCCCGGAGGGUCAUACAGCGCCAUCGCUUGUCCUGGGCUAAAGGACGGAGAGAUGGCAUGGUGUCGUCCAAUGAGAACAGGCGCAGGCCGCUGUCGUCGGGUGAGGUGGAGGGCCUGUCAUGGCAGGGCCCACGGACAAUUUUUGUCCUGAAGAACUCACAGGGAUUCGGCUUCACUCUGCGCCACUUCAUCGUCUACCCACCAGAGUCGUCCCUCCACAGCCUCAAGGAUGAAGAGAAUGGAAAUGCAACCGGAAAAGUAUGUCAGCAGUCUCGUUUGGAGCCAAUGGACACCAUCUUUGUGAAGAGUGUCAAAGAAAAUGGCCCAGCGCAACAAGCAGGACUGUGUACAGGGGACAGGCUGGUGAAGGUGAAUGGGGAGAGCAUUCUGGGAAAAACCUACUCUCAGGUGAUCGCACUCAUCCAAAACAGUGAAAACAUUCUGGAGCUCUCUAUUAUGCCCAAAGAUGAGGAUGUGUUGCAGUUGGCGUACUCCCAGGAUGCCUACCUGAAAGGCAAUCAGCCAUAUUCAGGCGAAGCCCAGAACCUCCCUGUGCCGCCGCCUCUCUGUUACCCUCCCACUAAGCCCAGCGCCGCUGCCCCACAGCCCGACCACAACCUCCACAGUCCCCUGGACAACUGGCAGUGCCGACCCGGCCCCGCUGCCUCUCCACUGGACAACCGCCCCCCUGCUGCUUCUACACCCACCUCCGGCUGGCCCGGGGGUCCUGAUGAUUCCAGUGGCCACUUUGCCCCACAGGGGCGGCACCGAGGCCGCUCCUCUUCGGCCAUCAGUGUGCUGGACUUUCACUUUGCUAACCACAAUGCUGCCAUCGCCUCUGCAACUCUCCCUCCGCCACGGAAGAGCAGCCUGCCAGCCUCUGGCCGCACUCACGCCGAUACUCUUUGCCACCAGGCUCUGUCGGACUGGUACUACAGCCAGGCGGAGGCUGCAGAGAGCAUGUCCCCCCGCCACCGCAGUAUAUCUCAGGAUUGUGUAGCGGAGCACGGGCUGGGGUUGGCCCCCGGCCCCGGACCUACAUAUGCUUCCACAACCUCCGCAGAGCACCGCCGAAGAGAAACCCUCCUGUGCCACCACCAGGCGGCUGCUGCUUCCCAUGAUUCCUAUUGGCUAGGGGGCUGGGGUGGUGUAUCAGGACCAGGAAGCAGGUCAUGCUCGGAGAGCCUCCUGGCAGCCUACGCCGAGUACGAGCAUAACUACGGGCGUUCUGUGGAGACACUGGCACAAGCCUCUGCACUGGUGUCGCCACACCAUGAACACUCGUUACAAGGCGCCCACAUGGCAAAAUUCAGAGAGCAGAAGGUCCCAGCAGGGCAUCAGCACAAAACCACAGUGAUAUACCCCAUCACAGCCUCCUCCACAGUGCCUCCCACUGGCAGGCGGUCCGGUCAGCAGGUAGCUGAACCCCAAACGAGGCGGGUAAAAGAAGAAGAGCUGGUGGGCUACAAAAGCUACAGCCCGUCUUUCUCCCGCAAAGCUGGCCACCUCCUCCAGCAGGCCCACUCCUUCAGAGAGCCCAGCUACAGCGGCCCUCACCUCAACUGGAGCCCCGGCAGCAGAAGCAGCCCUGCGGACGACGAGGAGGGGUUGGUACCCAGGCCGCGGUCUACCCCCACUCUGUCUGCAGCAGAGGAGGAGAGAGCUCGACUGGGUGAGGACAGGGAGCUCAUCUGCCCCAUCUCCCUGAAUCAAGAGGUGGUGCUGAGGCAGAAGCCGCCUUCCGGCCGCCGGACCCCGGUUCAGGCCGCUCGACAUCCCCACUACCCCACCCCUGGAGAGUCACCCGAGCCCCCUGGUUUGGAACCUCCACGAGGGACCCCCUCUCCUGUCUCUGGAGGGCCUGGCCCCAACCGCAGGGCUAAUGGUAGCCUGGCUCAGCAUGCAUACAACUCCCUGUCCUCUAUUCCCUUCAUAGAUGAUCCCACCAGUCCUAGCAUUGACCUGCAGGCCUGCUAUGUACCAGCCCGCUCUGUUGUGUCCAGUUCCCAGGCCUCCACUAUGGCCACCCUCACUUCCACCUCUGUCUCCCCCACCCUCUCCUCAAUCUCCCCCUUUGUCCGACUUCGUUCUCAGGACUGCAGCAGUAUUAAAGGUCGCCGCUCCUCUUACUUGCUGGCCAUCACCACCGAAAGAUCUAAGUCCUGUGACGAGGGCCUCAACACCUUCAGGGAAGAAGGCCGUGUCUUCUCCAAACUACCAAAAAGGGUCAAGAGCUUUUUCACUGAUGGGUCUCUGGAGAGCCUGCGAGCCCAGGAGGAAGCCCGGUCCAAACGCCACUCUACUUCUGAACUGGGAACCAUCACCUUUAGUGAUGUUCGCAAGGAGGGCUGGCUGCACUACAAACAGAUCCUCACAGAGAAGGGAAAGAAAGUAGGCGGUGGCAUGCGACCAUGGAAGCGCGUCUUCUCCGUGCUCCGUUCCCAUUCGCUGUUCCUCUACAAGGACAAGCGAGAGGCCGUCCUUCACGGGGCGGGGGCGGGGCCCAGCCAGGACGAACAUCCACCAAUCAGCAUCCACGGCUGCCUGAUCGACAUCGCCUACAGUGAAACCAAGCGUAAGCACACCCUGCGGCUGACCACGCAGAACUUCUGUGAGUACCUGCUGCAGGCCGAGGACAGGGACGACAUGCUGGCCUGGAUCCGGGUCAUCAGGGAGAACAGCAAGACCGACAACGAGGAGAUUGGUUUCUCAGGACAAGCUCUCAUCAACAAGAAGCUGAAUGACUACAGAAAACACAGUCUGACGGGUAGUAAGCCAGACUCCUCUCCCAGAGCCCAUCGUAUGAUGCCUCCCUUCCUCCUGGCUAAGACUGACAACACCUCAGUGAACCGAGCCUCCAGAACUGAUGACAACAAGGCACUGUGGGGCAUCAACAUCAUGAAGAAGGCCAAGAAGACAGGCAGUCCGAAGGCUUUCGGGGUGCGCCUGGAGGAUUGUCAGCCUGCUGUCAACCAUAAAUUUGUCCCUCUGAUUGUGGAGAUGUGCUGCGGUGUGGUGGAGGAGACGGGUCUGGAUUACACCGGUAUCUACCGCGUGCCGGGGAACAACGCCAUGGUGUCCAACCUGCAGGAGCAUCUCAACAAGGGCAUGGAUAUCAACACCGCUGAGGAGAGAUGGCAGGAUCUAAAUGUAAUCAGCAGCCUUCUCAAAUCGUUCUUCCGAAAACUGCCUGAGCCACUGUUUACUGAUGACAAAUACAACGAUUUCAUUGAUGCCAACCGGAUAGAAGAUGCAGAGGACAGACUGAAGACCAUGAAGAAACUGAUCCAUGACCUCCCAGAUCACUAUUAUCACACCCUUAAGUUCCUAGUGGGUCACCUCAAGAAGGUGGCAGAUCACGCUGAAAAGAACAAGAUGGAGCCGAGAAACCUGGCUCUGGUGUUUGGUCCUACUCUGGUGAGGACGUCAGAGGACAAUAUGACCGACAUGGUCACCCACAUGCCUGACCGCUACAAAAUAGUGGAGACUCUUCUCCUGCAUCAUGACUGGUUCUUCACGAAUGGAGAGCUUGAUAAAGAAGAGAAGGCCCCAGAGGAUAAGCGGGACAUGCAGCCUGUGCCAAACAUUGACCAUCUGCUGUGCAACAUCGGCAGGCCGGGCAUGCCAGGAGAGGCAUCAGAUUCCACCACCAGCGAUUCACUUAAGACAAAGCUUUCUUCGCUCUCCAAGAAGGACCUGAACGCCAGGGACUUCCUGACCAAGUCCAUCAUCUCUGCUGUGACCCGCAAACGUAAAAAAUGCCUCAGUACUGACCUGCAGGGCGGCAGCGCUGACGAGGACUCCGAGCAUGAGCCAGUCAAAACCAGCAACUACGGAGGAGGAGGGGAAGGGGAGGAGGAAGAGGAUAGAAGAGAGGAAGAGGCAGCCAAGGGAGAACAUAACAUUCCUAAAAAAGAAAAAAGGGAUGAAAAGGAAACGGGGGUGAAAGCUAGAAAGACCACAGAGGGGAAAGAUGUAUUGUCUGGAGAGGAAGAGGCUGAAAAGGACAAGGGAAACGUAACAGACAACGGUGCAAAAAAAUUUGAGAAGGACAACAGGCGGAGAACAACCUUGCCGAGAAACGCACCGCAACUUUGUCCAAACAGUUUCCUCUGCUCAGACCAUCAGAUCCAUGCCACAUACCCGAGACCCCCAACAGUGUCUAAUCCUCCUUCCCAUUUGAGGCCUCACAAUCAGGCCAGAGGACACCCCACAGUCCCUUUCUGGAUCUGCCCCACCAGGCUUCCAAACCUUUACCAUCAGCCAGACUGGAACCAGUCAGUGCCAGUCCGCUACAGGAAGACAAGAGGUGGGAGGACAAGGGCUGUUUCCAUGAAUCUAGACCUUGAGCUAUGCAGGAGUGAGGACAGAAUCCGAGGAUGUAGAGCAGAGAGGGUGGAGGUGAUCACAGUCAUUGAGGGUGCACCAGGUCAGCAUGGCUGUGUUGGGGUUCCUCAGGGAUCAAUUGUGGGUCCUGGGUCAAUUGAGCAAAAAGAUCCCCUCCCUCAUCUUGUCCAGGAGUCUCCCCCUCUCUCCUCCUCUUCCUCGGGAUGGAUAGAUAAAAGCUCCCUGGGAUCUCAGGCUGUGGUCCUGAGGAGAUCGGCCCUGGGCCCACGGGACAAGACUAGAGCGUGGCGUCGUCACACGGUGGUUGUUUAACCUGACUGUCUCAUCUACUAAUGCAGUACCAAGUACAUGCCCUUCACUCACAAACACUGGAUUACCUGCUUCUAAAGCCAAGUGUCUGUCAUAUUGCUCAAUACUCUUUCUUCAAUACUGUUUUUCUGGCACGGAACUUGGAGACAAGAUCUCAUGAAAAAGGAAUGAUUUGCCAUUGUGUGCAGCUGUAGAGUUUCAUUCCAAAAUGAGAUAACGUCCAUUUGAUUUAAAAAAAAAAAAAAAAAGCUUACUCAGAAAUUAAUAUAGAAAUUAUACUAUUCAACUAGUUUUGAAGCUAUUUAUUUUUAAUCCUUUACUUAUCAUCUUUAAUCCUUUACUUACUUACCAAACACACACCCAAUGAACAUGGCAAAUUGAGAUCCUGCCAUUUCCAGGAAAUUCUCAGCAAAAUCUGAUCACGUUUCUCAGGUAAAACACCUGUGGGAUCCUGUGAGCUACGCUUCCACACAUCUGUUGUAGAUAUAGUCGGACCUUUAACUGCCGUUAUUAAAGCACAGUCACACCAGAAAGUGGCGCGCGCACCAAAACAACAUGCUGAAAUGGCAAAAAAGUUAUGGCAAGAAUUUGAUAACAAGAAAACCUUUCAACCUAACAAACAACAUUUAAUCAUGUGAUUAUAGCAUCUUUUUAAAAGAUUCUAAUGAAGUUGUUUGUUGAAAAUUGGUGUAGUCAAUGUUCUAUUCUUGAAACAACUACUAGGUGGUGCCAAAGUAAGGACUUUCUAAAUCCUACUAGUUGCGUGCGUUCCAUUUGUGCUCGGAAUUUUGAAUUUCCGAGUUCCAAGUCAGGAAUUUCAAAUUCGACUGGGAAAGUCGGAGAACGUCACAGUAAGCCGAGCAAAGCCGACCACAAAAUCCAACAUGGUGAAACAGUAGUAGAAGUAGGUCAGCAGUAGUGAAAGCUGUAGUAAUCAGGACUUCACAUUCACUUUUUUGAUCACCUUGGAUAGUAGAUUUUUAAGUUACCAGCCAGUCAGAUUUUCUGCUAGCCAAAUGUUUGUUUUUUCCUAACUAUACUUUUAUUUCAGCUCCUUUGGUUUGUUUCGCGCUGUUCUGUUCGUCUUCUUCGUUUCAGCGUAGCUCGUAAUCGAUACCACGCACUAGCCACCUAGCCAAUGGUUGUAUAACACUUUACAACGUAGUGUUCAUGGGAAAUGUAGGAUUAGUACUACAAGCAGCGUUGCCAGAUAAAGAUUACGUUUCCAAGCCAAACACACACGAAACCGCCCAAAUUUCUUGGAGGAAAACAGACCAAUCUGGAAACACUGACUUCUUUUCUUCAGCCGGCCGUUUCAAACAGACAUAUUGUUGUUUGCUUCGUUCAUCACCGUCAAACUGGCUAGUAACUUUACAAUGGUACCCGCCAAAGUUAGUUUUUACCAGCAUUUGGCGGGUUGGCGGGUGUCAGUUUAAAGCCCUGGUGAUAAUAUACUUUACAGUUGAAUACCACUUCUGUCUUAUUUGUGUCUCCAAUAAAUCAGCCGUACACUCAGUCCUGUCCAUCUUCUGUCUGUGGACAUGUUGCCACAGUGUUAUUUGCACAAAAUACAGUGUAAUGCAAUGUUAUUAACUGGUGGCUAACCUGGCUAGAGCUAACACUUAACGACUUGUUGUACUGGAAGACGAUCAACUCGGGUGUGACGUCAUUCCCAGCUCCGGCGUCCGAGGUAAAUGGAACGCAGCAACAGUAGGGGCUUUAACACAUAUAUUUACCAGUUGUGACAGCGACGCUGGUACUGUUUUCUGUGAGUCUGUGUGCAUGUCAUCAUGGCAAAAUGUGGUCCUGGAGAAACCUAUUGUAGCCGUAGCUACCACAGAGGCGGUUUUGAGUACUUUGUCUGCCUGUGGACAGAUUUUGUCACCGUGAUAGCAUCAAAAACUUACAAAAUGCAGUCCAAACCUUUACAGGUGUGUACAAGGUGUGAUGCCGGAUGUAGGGGGUUAGGGUUAGACCAUCACAAGAUGGUCUCUAGUUCAAAAAGGUUUUUUUUUUGGGGAAUGAACCCUUCAAUUGUAAAUUUAAAAGAG